AUGUCUCAAAAACCGUUUAGGGUUAUUAUCGUGGGGGGCUCUGUCACAGGCCUCACAUUAGCUCACAGCUUGCACAGAAUUGGAGUCGAUUAUAUAAUUCUAGAGAAGCGAGCCAAGGUUGUAGUACAGGAGGGAGCCUCAAUUGGAAUCCUGCCGAAUGGUGCUCGAGUUCUGGAUCAACUUGGGCUUUACAAUACCAUCGAGCAGUCCGCUGCCCCUCCUGAAUCAUCUCACAUCCAUUUCCCCGAUGGUUUUCACUUUAUCAGUCCUUACCCCAAGAGGAUGUUCGAAAGUUUCGGAUACCCCAUUGCCUUUUUAGAAAGGCGGAGACUGCUGGAAAUCUUGUAUGACACACUACCUGACAAGACCAAACUUAAGGUCAACAAAACAGUCUCCGACAUUGAGCAAUAUCCAGAAGGGGGCAAAUACAACGCACGGGUCCGAACCAUCGAUGGAGAUGUGUAUGAGGGUGACCUCGUCGUCGGAGCUGAUGGCGUGCAUAGUCGAACUCGGAGAGAAAUGUGGCGACUGUCCGGCUCUUCACCGACGGGUGAUGUCCCCGUUAGUGAAAGAAACAGUACUUCAGUGGAGUAUUGCUGUGUUUUCGGAAUCUCCCAGGGAUUGUCUGGCCUAAGGGUUGGACAGCAAGUCAUGCGCAUAUACAAUGGGCGAACACUUCUGGUGGUGCCGUCCAAAGACGAGCUGGUUUUCUGGUUUUUGUCACAGAAGCUUGACCGGAAAUAUGAGUAUAGUAAUGCCCCUCGCUUUACGUUGGAAGACGCCGCUGCUCAGUGCUUGCAAGUGGCGGAUGCUCCCAUAGCGGAUGGGAUCCAGUUCCAAGAUAUUUGGAAGACGCGACAGGCUUUCAACAUGGUUUCUCUAGAAGAAAACCUUUUCAAGACCUGGUCCUUCGGUCCCAUAGUCUGUAUUGGAGACAGUAUGCACAAGCGUGCCCUAGAUGACAAUCAAUUUUGGACAAGGCGCAAACUGCGCCAUUGA
Fusarium graminearum PH-1 is the source of this 999-nucleotide messenger RNA. RefSeq lists its product as uncharacterized. NCBI's taxonomy places the organism in Eukaryota, Fungi, Ascomycota, Sordariomycetes, Hypocreales, Nectriaceae. The record is from RefSeq and is a predicted model, not a curated record. The transcript has 4 exons. Bases 1 to 999 code for a protein of 332 amino acids. Gene Ontology annotation, molecular function: FAD binding.